Paramecium sonneborni is the source of this 519-nucleotide messenger RNA. NCBI's taxonomy places the organism in Eukaryota, Ciliophora, Oligohymenophorea, Peniculida, Parameciidae. The record is from the annotation of a GenBank genome assembly.
AUGCAAUUUAAAAGAAGCACCAUUGAAUUUUUGUAAAUAUCGACUUAAAUUAUCUUCAGACUUAUCAGUUGUCAAAGUGGUUAUUAUUUAAAUUAUAAUUUUUCUUGCAUCUCAUCUUGUGAUAAUGGAAUACUUGCACAUGAUGAACAGUGCGAAAUUAAUAAUCAAAAUUGUUUAAGUUGCAUAUUUGAUGUUCCAAAAUUAUGUAAAUUAUAUUUAGAAGAUCAUUGUUAUGAAUGUGAAAAUGGAUAUUAUAUUAAUUAUUAUACAAAUACUUGUGAAUCUAAGUGUGGAGAUGGAAUAAUAGUUCAUAAUGAAGAUUGUGAAGAUAAUAAUUAUAUCGAAUUUGAUGGUUAUUAUUAUUGUAAAUAUUUUUGUAGCUAAUAUUGUUUAUAUUGCAUAAAUGGAGUAUGUUAAGAAUGGAACUAAAAUUAUUAACUUUGGGAUGCAUUUUGUUAUAUUAAAGAGAAUUAAAUUGAUGACUUCCAUGAAUGCGAAUUAAGGUGUUUGUAUUUCUGA